GGCUCCACAAAGUUAGUAAACAUUGACGUUUCGCGUAAUUAUCGGUAAUUUAUUUAGUACAUCUUGUUUUAGCUUGAAUUUGUUCUUCUUGGUUCUUCCGUUAAUGAAUUAGUAUCUUUGUGAUUGACUGUCAUAAUUUUCAGACAGUAAUAUUUGUGCGUUUUACGAAAGCUACUACUUUGCAUUCGUUGUUGACAUCCGAAAAUUCGCCUUUAGUUAAACUGUAGCUUAUUCCUGAGUCUACCAAAUUUCAUCAGAUGAACUAAGUGUUUUUGCAGAAAAAUAUAUCAUGGAACUGUGCAGCAAUUACGAAAACUGUAACACAUGUUUAUCACAGAACACAACGAUUGAUGCUAGUAAUACUCAAGUCGUACAACAUUUUGACGGAAGUGGCAGCAGUCUUACGUCUAACUUCGAUUACGAGAGAAUCUACAGACCAAAUGGAUCCCUCGCAAGAACAUUAUACCUGAAAUAUCUACAGGACGAGAAGCUGCAAAGAAUGGACAAGAGACAGUGGUACCAGUGCGGCGAGCUGGCGGAGCACGCCCAGCGGACGUUCCAGGAGCAGUCCGUGGACGAGGAGACGGCGCACUUCCUGCAGCAGGCGUCGCACAAGUCCGACUGGGUCUUCACGCAGCUCUGGCAUUCGCUCGCGCGCUCCAUACUCAGCAUCUUCAUGUCGCAGACCUCCAUCAACGGGUGAG
Schistocerca piceifrons (Central American locust) is the source of this 704-nucleotide messenger RNA. Its product is annotated as protein-L-histidine N-pros-methyltransferase-like. The record is from RefSeq and is a predicted model, not a curated record. The transcript has 2 exons. NCBI's taxonomy places the organism in Eukaryota, Metazoa, Arthropoda, Insecta, Orthoptera, Acrididae. The coding region runs from base 290 to 703 and encodes 137 amino acids. Gene Ontology annotation, molecular function: protein-L-histidine N-pros-methyltransferase activity.